Brassica rapa (field mustard) is the source of this 4602-nucleotide messenger RNA. RefSeq names its product pentatricopeptide repeat-containing protein At1g62680, mitochondrial. The record is from RefSeq and is a predicted model, not a curated record. NCBI's taxonomy places the organism in Eukaryota, Viridiplantae, Streptophyta, Magnoliopsida, Brassicales, Brassicaceae. Gene Ontology annotation, molecular function: protein binding.
GAAUUUCCCAUAUUGCUGGUGAAAUAGCUGAUUUCCGAUGAUCUUAUCAAGUUUAUAAUAUUUACCGUCUAUGAAGCUCAUGACAAACAAGAGGAAAAACAGAUUCUAAAUCACUUAUACAUGAAGAGCUUCUGAAUUUAUAAUAUUUACUCGCCUCUGUCGUCGAAAAGAAAUGCAAGAGUCAGGUGUUUGUUUAAUCUUGCUAUCUCUAUGACAGUAUUUUUAUGGUAUCAAAACCAUGUUUGUGUGUAGACGUCUAAGAUUUGAGUGUUGGUCACUACUUUUUCAUUCUUUGGUUUAUAUAUAUUUGAAUAGUAGUCCUCUUGAAUGUCUUUGUCGGUCUAAACACGGCCAUAAAUUCCGUAGGUAUUGGAAACAAUAAAUCUCUGUCUAGACAAAUUGUAAGGAACUUAGAUUGUUUAUUUCUAAAAUCUAAAAAUGGAAUUUAUACUCUAGAUCAACAUCAUACAAGUACCAAUCUGCUUCUUCAUCUUCUAAAUUGGAAAAAGAUUUAUUAGAGAUUCAACAAAGAUAGUCAGUAGUCAAGUAACAAAUAUAAAUUAUUUCUAAAGAUCAAAUGAUAAUUGAUAAAUCUCAAAACUAUAUAAAGAUAAAAUUUAUCCAUAAAUAAUAAAUAUAAAUUAAAAAUAAACAAACAAAAAUAUGAGCGGUUAAACCCGUCACUUAAGCACAAAGCAUAAGCAUAAUAUUUAAAUAAAGAAUAAAUAAUUCAAACAAGAUGAAACAUGAUUAAAAUUUUCUUUAUUAAAAAUUUACUUAGAAAGAAAUUGUAACAAUGUUCUCCAUUAUAAGGAUAAGAGAAAAUGUAAAAAAGAAAAUGAAUGAAAGAGUAGGAGAAUGAGAACUUAGUUUACAACCGAAACAAAUAAUUCUUUAAUAAGAAUUUACAAAGAUGUAAUGAUACAUAAAAGUUAAAAAUAAAAUAGAAAAGAGCAGAUAUGGAUAAUACCACUUGCAAAAUGUGUCUCCACUAAGCUUUAUAAUUGUUUGAUGUUUGUUAGAUGUAGACCUUGUUUUUCAUGGCUAUAUGCAUGGUACCCUUUCAGAUAUCUGAAUUUUCGAACUUACAUAUUUCUUUUGCAAAAAAAAAAAUUUCUUUAAAAUUAUUAUAUCAUAUGUGAGAACAUAUGCAACUUAAUAAGAAUAUUUUUUAAAAAAGUUGAAGCUUCAGUUUUAAAUGUUAUACGAAAGCCCAUAAUUUUUUAUAGUAGAUAGUUUUUCGAGUUUCUAGAUGAAAACAUUUUGGAAUAAGUCCAAAUGCAAUUUACAUUUCACUAGUGUUGAUUAAUGCAACUGUAAACUUUUUGUUAUUUUUAGAAAAAAAAAAUGGUGACUCUAAUUUUAUAUUUUUGAAAAGUUAUUUUUUUAGAAUGAAAAAAUUCAUUAGAAGCUCAUAUCUAGAGAAUAGAGAAUAAUGAUUUUGCUCUUUAAGAUUUUCAUCAUUAUUAUCUAAGCAAUCAUUUUCUUGUUUUUAGAACUAGAAUCAUCAUAAGUCAUUAACCUUUGAUAGAUAUAAUUGAAUAAAAAUAUUCAGUUUUUUUGAGAAUUUUUAGAUUAUUAUUAUAACAUAAAUUAUGAUAUAAGUUAUUGGAUAUAAAUUAAAAUAUAAGAUCACAUAUAUAUAUAUAUAUAUAUAUCUUAUUUAUAAUAUCUCUCAAUUAAGAGUUUUUAUUUUAUUUUAAAAUAUUUUUAUUUUAUUUAUCCAGCCCACAAAUGUAAACAUUAAUGCUAACCAGUUUUGAUUUUGAAAGGUUUAGAAUGAUCUGAAGUGGUAGUAAAUGAUUUGAAGUGGUACAAAAUGAUUUUAUAUAGUUUCUUAUGAAUGUUGCAGAAACAUGAACCAUCGCUACAAUUUGCAUUUGAUGAGACUCUGUGGAUUAGUAGCACCGAAACCAAUUAAGCCCUUACAUUUAGACUGUAACCACUGUUUUGUCUCUUUACAAAUUUCUCUGUCUUAGACCAGAGGUUUUAAGACCAAAGAGGAAACUGGAGUAUAGGAUAUCAUGUUUUUAGCAACAAAUCAUUUUUGUAAAUUCUAUUCUUAUUACAGCGAGACUUGAAUCCCUGUCAUUUGGUGAGUACUCUGAGACACCAUCGACAUUCGACAAGUCUGAGAAAGAUAAAUAUUACCAAACCAGAAACUGAAACCGAUUUUGAACCGAACCGAACCGAUAGAGAUCAUAAAAUCAUAAACCAAUUUCAUCCAGUAACAAACCGAAAAUUAGAAAGAAUCUGAAGUUUCCAAGCAAAAACCUAUUUUGUUAACCAGUCGAUCACAGGCGACUGAAUCCGGUUUGAUACAAAGAUAUAAACCGGAAUUAAACCGGUUUAGGUUUCUCGAAUUGUCAGUUACCCAUUCCCAUCUGUUAGUUUAUAGGAUUCUGAAUCAGAGACAACGGAAAAAACAAAUCGGAAACGAUGAAGAAGUCGAUUGCGAUGACGGCGAAGAGAUUGCUUCAUCGGAACCUUCUCGAAAGCCCUAAACCCAGAGCAGCAUCUCCUCCGCAUUGCGGCUGCUGGACACGAGCUUUCUCCAGCGCGAUUGCUCUCCGCGAGAGGCUGAGCCGAAACCGUCUCCGCGACAUCAGCCUAGACGACGCAAUCGAUUUGUUCGACGACAUGGUCGAAUCUCGCCCCUUCCCUUCGAUCAUCGAUUUCAACAGAUUGUUAAACGCCGUCGCCAAGCUGAAGAAGCACGACGCCGUCGUCUCUUUAGGGAGAAAGAUGGAGACUUUAGGGAUUCGAAAUGAUCUCUACACGUUUAAUAUAUUGAUUAAUUGCUUAUGUAGCUGCUUUCAGCUCUCUCUUGCUUUGUCUCUUCUUGGGAAGAUGUUGAAGCUUGGGUUUGAGCCUGAUAGAGUCACGCUUGGCUCUCUUGUUAAUGGGUUUUGUCGCAAGGAUAGGGUUAAUGAAGCUGUUUAUUUCGUUUGUAAGAUGGUUGAGUUAGGGUAUAGAGUUGACAUUGUUGCUUACAACACGAUUAUUGAUAGUUUGUGCAAGAGUAAACGAGCUGAUGAAGCUCUUAGUUUCUUCAAGGGAGUUGAAAGGAGAGGUGUGAGACCUAAUGUUGUUACCUAUACUUCUCUGGUAAAGGGUCUUUGUAAUUCGGGUAGGUGGAGGGAUGCGGCUCGGCUGUUGAGUGAGAUGAUCAAGAGGAAGAUCAGUCCUAAUGUGGUUACUUACAGCGCGUUGGUGGAUGCGUUUGUGAAGAACGGGAAGGUUUUAGAGGCUAAAGAGCUUUAUGAAGAGAUGAUGAGGAUGUGUAUAGAUCCUGAUGUUGUUACUUACAGCUCGUUGAUCAAUGGGCUUUGUGUGCAAGGUAGAAUAGAUGAGGCAAGUGAGAUGUUUGAUUUGAUGGUAAGAAGAGGUUGUUUCCCUGAUGUAGUGAGUUACAACACUCUUAUUAAUGGGUUUUGUAAGUCGAAGAGAGUAGAGGAUGGGAUGAGACUCUUCCGCGAGAUGUCUCAAAGAGGAUUAGUUAGCAGUACAGUCACUUACAACACUCUUAUCCAAGGGUUUUUUCAAGCAGGGGAUGUUGAUAUGGCUCAGGAAUUUUUUAGUCAGAUGGAUUCUUUUGGUCUCUCUCCCGAUAUUUGGACGUACAACAUUUUGUUAGGUGGUCUAUGUGACAACGGGGAGCUAGAGAAAGCAUUGGUGAUAUUUGGAGAUAUGCAAAGGAGAGAAAUGGAUCUUGAUAUUAUCACAUAUACGACAAUUAUCCGAGGGAUGUGCGAGGCUGGUAAGGUUGAAGACGCUUGGGGUUUAUUCUGUAGCCUAAGCCUCAAAGGAGUGAAGCCUGAUGUUGUAGCGUACACUACAAUGAUGUCAGGCUUGUGUAGGAAAGGCCUACACUGUGAAAUAGAUGCAUUGUAUACAAAGAUGAAAGGAGAUGGGCUUAUGCUGAAUGACGGCACACUAUGUAUUAGAGAUGGUGACAUAACUGUAUCAGCCGAGCUUAUUAAAGAAAUGUUGAGCCGUGGCAAUGCACCAUUCUGGGGAUGCAAAAAAGCUGUUUCUCUCUUGUAAUUGUUACUGUGGAUGUUGCAUUUCCACUAUGAUGUUAUGCUUGGGUUGUCUUGCAAUUUCAUCUGUUUCAGUGGUGAUGGAAUCACUGCCACUUGGCUAUGUCUCUAAUUCGAGAUUUUGAGUUGAGAGAUCCUCAAGUCCUUCACUCCAAGUUAGAGAUUCUGUAUAUGGACUUUGUAUAUGGACGUUGCCAUCAGCAUCAUCAUAAUCAGCGCUAUAUCUGGUGCCGAUAAGCUUUCUUCAUCAACCUCCUCCUCAUCUCGGUCGACGCUUGAGGUAGGUACUCGGGAACAGAGGAAUGCAUGAACAUAGAGACGUAUUCGACUGACCGGCAUGAGGAAAAGUGAGCAUCACCACGUUUGUGCAUACAUAUAAGACAUGCAAGGAACAAAAUUGCUCUGCCAGAGGUUAGAUUUAAAAAAUGCCAUGAAGUUGUAAAAAAAAAUUUCCUUAAAUGAAAAUUCUAUGAGCACAAAGACAAAUUAUACUCAAUAGUGUAUUUCUUCAGAUUGAAAAGAAAGGUUCUCAGAAAUCGUAUCUUUUGUUCUUUCCUGA